Anopheles darlingi is the source of this 732-nucleotide messenger RNA. RefSeq names its product hydroxysteroid dehydrogenase-like protein 2. Lineage: Eukaryota; Metazoa; Arthropoda; Insecta; Diptera; Culicidae. The transcript has a single exon. The record is from RefSeq and is a predicted model, not a curated record. Bases 1 to 732 code for a protein of 243 amino acids.
AUGGCUAACGCUUCACUGAUAUUGUUCGUGUCUUUGGCCGUUCUUACGGCAGCAAAACCAUUCAACGGUCUCGCCGAUACCUACGAACGAUUUGUGGAAAAUUCUCAACCCAGGGGAAUUCAAUCCAGGUUGCCAUCGGAAUACCAGCAACUGUACGAUCGUAUUCCUGAGGUUUAUUCGCGCCAACAGUAUCCACGUGUGCUGUACCAACCGUUUGCCAGAAUUCCCGAGGAGCUGUACAAUGGAGAUAUUCUCCAACGUCAACCAACCGCAGAUCGUGAAGCUAGUAUCUUGAUUCACAAGGAACGCUUGCAGGAAGAAGAUGUCAGCCCGGAAGAGAAAAAUUUGGCGCCAGAGAAACCAUCACUCGAGGAUCAGCUUGAGAAGGAGGCUCCCAAUCGUGAACAGCCGGAGGAGCUCGCAGAAGAGCCCCAGCAACGUCCCGAUGAUGAGAAGGAGCAACCGAAAGACGAUAAACACGAGGAUAACCCUGAACCUGAACACAAGCCGCAACCCAAACCGAACCCUAAACCCGAGAAACCACGAAAGGAAGGAGGCCGACCCCAUGGAAAACCAGAAAAGAAGCAGGGCAAGGGACGCCCAUUCGGUCCGAGACGUCCACUAAAGGAGCCAGAGCAGAAAGAUCUUGCGAUCGAUGCAAAACCAUCGGCUGCCAAUCCGAAACCGGACACUCCGUUGGUGCAGAUUAACGUUCAAGUUGCUUCUUUGUGA